This is a messenger RNA of Notodromas monacha, 3048 nucleotides long. Lineage: Eukaryota; Metazoa; Arthropoda; Ostracoda; Podocopida; Cyprididae. The record is from the annotation of a GenBank genome assembly.
AUGAGUCUGUCCUCGUCUUCUGGGUGUCCGGCGUGCGCAGGGCGCUUCCCGUUUUUCAAAUGGAAGGUGGGUCGUCGGCUGAUGCUGCGGCACAGUUGUUGGCAUUGCAAAGUAGACUUCUGCGACGGAUGUUUAGUGAAAGAGGGGAAGCUGAGGUGGUGCGAAGCCUGUCGCGUUUUGGUGAGGACACCGCACAACCGCGCCGCCGUCCAGCGCCUGCCUGUCCACUGCCUUCGUGCCUUCCUGGAGAGAAAGCACGUGUCGACGAGAGGCUGUGCGGAAAAGAAAGAGCUGGUUGACUUAAUCUACAAUCAUUUCGGUCAACGGUACGAGCAUGAGUUGAGGAGCGACGGCAUCCGGGUCUACGCUGCGGAUGCCGUCGUAGCAGACGAGCAGGUCUCUGGUGACGAUGACAAUUCCCCCUCCAUCGAUGGAAACACAAUGAACGACUGCUUUGCGUUGCCCAGUGACGUCGCAAACCCCGUCACGGAGACCGGAUUGGAUGCAACUGCGGUGUCGGCACUCGUACGCACCGACUCUGCGGCGAACCCGGACUCGACAAGCUUGAGUGAAAGUAGGCGAUUAAGACGGUUUCCGUCAGUCUCGGAUUUGGAGACGGAGGAAGAUGUUGGGGGUCUGUCGGUGCGGGAGUGUAAAGAACUGCUGGCGCUGUAUCGGGUGGACUUCCGUGGUGCGUGUGAAAAGUUCGAACUGGUAGAGCGAGUGCGGGAGUUGUGGCGAGAUCGGCAAGCAGCCAAAGCUGAAGCUGACCAGUUGGCGGAGGAGGACUUGUGCAAAGUCUGCAUGGAUGCAAGGAUUGACUGCGUGCUGCUCGAGUGUGGUCACAUGACCACGUGCACGCUGUGCGGCAAGAAGAUGAACGAGUGCCCCAUUUGUCGUCAAUUUGUCAUCCGCGCCGUGUCGAUAAUAGUGAGUGGCACGUGUACCGAGCCAAACAUGAGUCCCCGAUUCACGUGCGUCAAUUGUUUGGAGGACAUGAAGGUGGCUCGGCACGUACUGUGUGCCGAAUGUCCAGAGCAUCACCUGUGUAUUCCAUGUUUCAUUCACGGAGCUGAGCCGGGGAAGCACAAAAACACCCAUGCUUACCGCGUGAUUGAUGAUGGGAUGUUGCCGGUGUUUGAGGCACCAUGUGCGCGGGAGACUGCAGCCGAAGGAGAAGAAGAGGAUAGGACAGACUGGAUGGGCUGGGAAGAGAUCCGUCUUCUCAAGGCCAUGGAGCAGUAUCAGUAUGGCAACUGGAAGGACGUGGCGGCCGUGCUGCAGACGCGCUCGCCGGAAGAAUGCGAGGCUCACUAUGUGCAUUGUUACAUAAAUGGCAAUCUUGGCACAGCUACUUGGGGGGUUGUGCGCGAAGCUUGCUCGGACCUCGGUGUUGUUGACCACACUGCCCCGUCCACCGAGGUUGUGAUGGACGAAAGUGACAUGACGGCCUUGCCACUGGCUACCAUCAACGAUCAGGAUGCCUUGGCGCUUGGCUUUCUCAGACGGCGACAGGACUUUGAAUUGGAGUACAACAACGAUGCGGAGAAGCUGAUUUCAAACUUGCAGUUUGAUCCAAUGGACGACGACUUGGAAAAGCAAUUGAAGCUGGUCAAGGUGGACAUGUAUUACAGGCAACUGGUUGAGCGCAACACUAGGAAGCGCGUGGCUCUUGAAUACCGACUAGUGGAAAGUUUUUGCGCCAAAAACCCAUCCAAGAUUGGAAUGGGGCCAAGUAUGACGCCAGCUUCGGCACCAACUGCGAACAGUGCGGGUGCACAAUUCUCGUCGAAAUCCCUGCAGCCACUCAAGAAAAAGUGGCUCCUCAAGGAAGGGGAAAAUGCCAAGAAGCUGAGGCCGCUUUCACGGCUGCUCACUGCGAAGCUCAUGGACAUUCUCCUGCCAUCGUUACUCCAGGAGGAGAUCCUGCGCUGUCGAAUGCAAGAAGUGGCCAAGUAUAGAGCCCUUGGAUUCCGCACGUUUGACGAGUGCUAUGGGUUCGAAGCGGAUAGCUUGCGGGCCACAAGGAAACGGUCGGCGUCGGUUAGUGAACAGCAGGCGCCAGCCCGGUUGCUGGGUCGCGGGCCGCCCGCUUCCGCCUCCAAAGCAGAUGGACAGAUUUGCACGAGUGCUGCAACCCUCUCGCCCCUGUCGUCCCCAUCAUCCUCGCCACCGCCGGCGCAGCUCCAUCAUGCCAGCAAGCGAAAAAAGUUCAUGGUGGACGGUGGGAAACAUUUGCGCAAUAUAUGCUUCGAUGUGCCGAAGGAGGAGAGCAUGGUAGCUGCGGGAGCGGGCAAGUUGUCUCCUUCAGUGAUGGGGGCGGACGAAACAGGGAUGAUUGCGAGUGUCGCCGGCGAAAUUAAAGGUUGUUCGUGGGACUUCCAAGCGGCGUACCUGCGUUUCUUGGAUGCACGAAUUAGUGCAGGGACAUCUGCCAGUGCGGACAGUCGGCGACGAACGAGAUCGACGAGGCAGCCGUGCUCUCUUCGCGGGGGACAAGGCAGCAGCCUUGUGCGAUUCUGCGUGUAUCCCAGACCCUGUGUAGCCAAGUCGGCGACCGGCCGAGCAAAACAGGUUGGCAGCGGCGGCCGCGGGAGGAGUACGUCUACGGCCACCCAAAAAUGCCAGGAAAUGAUGCCCGUGCUUGGCAAAGAGAGCCGAAAUGAUCUCGUUAGAGGACUCGUGAAUGAUGGCGGCGACGAUCUAAGAGAGUUGAAGGAGGCUGGAAGAGAUAAUGAUGAAGAAUCGUGCUGGGUGUCCAAAGUUGUUGGCGAUUCCCAUUUGUUGUGGAUGCCGCGGCUCGUGAAGCCGGCGUCGUCUGUGGCCCGGUUGACGUGGUCGAAUGCGAGCUACAAUGCGGCGAUUGAGUGCGCUGCCCUGCGUCGAGCCAUGCUGCAGGGUUGAGAGAACUCUCGCGUUCUCUCUUUCUUCAUGUUCGUGUGCGUGCUCGCUUUCAGAGCAUGGUGCACUCGUGAUGUCUUCUUGUCUGCGCGUGUGAUGUGUAUCACUGUUCAGUAUUGCGUUCAUCUUUGUAACGGUGCGACCCCA